UAUCACUGCUGGUCAGUCCGGUCCGGACCUAAUGUAGGGCGUUAGGAGUAAUUGUCAUUAUCAAAGGGGUUUUACAAACGCAACACCACAAUUUAUUACCUUAUCGCAUCUUCCUGACACUCUUAAGUCGCAUUCUUCUGAUUUCGUCAUUUCUGAGAUGGAAGAUCAAGAAAACCCUAAAAUCCUCCAAAUCCCAGAUCAAAAUUUGCAAAAGAAGCACCAAAUGAUGCUUGAGCGUCUCUCAAAUCGCCACCAAACUCGUUUAGAAACUCGCAAACUUGAUUCGACUGACUCAACCACCUCCACUUUCCUCUCCCGCUUCAACGACUCCAAAAACUCCAUUAUUUCUCAACUCCAAACCACCACUGACCCUUCUCGUCUGACCGUCAUCUCCGAUGCCAUAUCCACUCUCGAAAAACUCGUCGCCGAGAACUCCUACUCUCUCCCCUCCUACGAAGUCCGAUCAUCUCUCAGAACUAUCUCGGAUUUGAAGCAAAAUCUAGAAAACUUAUCGGCACAGUUGAUCCCCAGAAAGAAAUUUUCAUUCAAAAGCAAACCUACCAGAACCCAAACCCAAAGCCAGAUCUUACAAAAUGAUGUUGUUUCGACACCAAAUGAAACUGAAUUAAAAUUUAAUUUCCCGGUUCGUGAAUCCCCGGGUUUUCGAGAUAAACAAAAUGAAGUAUUGUUCCAAGACUUUAAGUGUUCUGAAAUCGGGGAAUUUACAUUAUCGGGUUUGGACUCGUGUGAGGUGAGAUUGGUAGGCUGUGUUAACGCUUUGUUUUUUAAUAAAUUGAAGGGUUGUAAAGUUUAUGCGGCUCCUGUGACGGGAUCGAUUUUGAUUGAAGAAGUUGAGGAUUGUGUAUUGGUUUUGGCUUCGCAUCAGAUUAGGAUUCAUUUUGCAAAAAGAUGUGAUUUUUAUUUGAGAGUGAGGAGUAGGCCGAUUAUUGAGGAUUGUAAUGGGGUUAGAUUUGGGCCAUAUUGUUUGAAUUAUGAAGGGAUUGAGGAGGAUUUAGAGGCGGCGGGGUUGAUUGAGGAGACAGGGCAAUGGGGUAAUGUGGACGAUUUCAAGUGGUUGAGAGCUGUGCAAAGUCCUAAUUGGUCAGUUCUGCCGGAGGAGGAGAGGGUUGGGACUGUUGAUCUGGCGGAUUUGGGAUGUGGGAAUGAUGCAAGUUAGCUAAAGCUAAGAUCUCGUUUAGGUGAAUUUGAUUUAAUGCUAGGGUACUGAUCAAAGUCCUUUCAUUGAGUCUGGCGGCUUUGAACUUUUGGGAGCAACUGAAAUCUACAGGAUUUGGAAUUUGAUUGCUGUAUUAGGUAAUUUUGAUUUUCUGUGUAGUGCAAAGUAUGGUAAUAAGGAUUUAGUUCUUUAUUCCCUUUCUGAUUUCAAGAGAUGUGACAAAAAAAAGAUGAAUGAUUUGAACUGAUGAAUUAUGGAGAAUAAAAUGGGCAACAUUGUCUCUA
Messenger RNA from Mangifera indica (mango), 1461 nucleotides. RefSeq names its product tubulin-folding cofactor C. Bases 158 to 1177 code for a protein of 339 amino acids. The transcript has a single exon. The record is from RefSeq and is a predicted model, not a curated record. Gene Ontology annotation, biological process: tubulin complex assembly; post-chaperonin tubulin folding pathway. Lineage: Eukaryota; Viridiplantae; Streptophyta; Magnoliopsida; Sapindales; Anacardiaceae. Gene Ontology annotation, cellular component: cytoplasm. Gene Ontology annotation, molecular function: tubulin binding.